UAUCGCGAGAUGAUAUGCAACUAGAAGUACUGUAAGUGAAAGUGAAAUUAAAGUGUGAAACGCCACCACCCUUUUCUCCGUUAUUUCUGGAACAGACGUCGUGUUACAUUCUGUUCGUUGACAAAUUAGCCUUUCGACUGUUUUGGUUUAUUUUUCUAAACUCCUAAUAGUUUUCUUCACCAGUUACAAACAGCUUUACCUUGGAGUCAGACUUGUUUUGUUAGUGAAAUGAAGACCUUUCCGACCGCGGCGGCCUGGUGUUUUGGGAUUCUGUUCAUCAGUGUUUCAUUAACAACGACAGGGUCGUCUGAGGUUCAGGUUGUUGGAUCGGCUGGUGAUGACAUCAUUCUACCAUGUUCCCUGAAACCCAGUGUCAGUGCUGAGGACAUGACAGUGCAGUGGACAAGAUUGAACCUGAAAGCAGAAAAGGUCCAUCUUUACCUUGACGGUCGAGUCUCAAAUGAGGAUCAGUUUCCAUCCUACAAGGGAAAAACAUCAAUGUUUCAUGAAGAACUGAAGAAUGGCAACGUCUCCUUAAAGCUGACCAGAGUUACUUGCUCUGAUGCUGGAAGAUACAGGUGCUUCAUUCCAACACCGAGGCAGGAAACCACCGUUCAACUCAUUGUUGGUGCUGUAUCUCAGCCAGUGAUCUCUAUUGAUGGAACUAAAGGCUGGGGGGUGGUCCUGAAGUGUGAGUCUGGAGGCUGGUGUCCUGAACCUGAGAUGGAGUGGCUGGACAGUUCUGGAACCAUCCUCCCUGCUGAUGGACCUCCAGAGAGACACAGGGACUCAGAGGGCCGCUACGCUGUGAGACAACAUGUCACCGUGAACCAGACUGACACCAACAGGUUCACCUGUAGAGUUCAACAGCAGGAGAUCAACCACCUGAAGGAGACAGAGAUUCAUGUCCCAGAUGACGUGUUUCCUAAAUCACAAGUAGGGUUGAUUGUUGGUCUGUCAAUAGCAGCAGCAGCUGUUGUAGUUCUUGCAGCUUUCGCUGGUGUCUACAAGUGGAGAACAGAGAAGAUUAGAAAAGAAUUGGAAGGAAAACCUGAUCCUAAUUCUGUCCUGUAAGGGCUUGAAGAUGAUGAAAACAGACUCCUUCCCAAAAGUCAAGAAGAAGUCGACUUGGAAGGAUCUGGAUGAGCUGGAGAGGGGAGGAAGAGUUACUAUAGAAUUUAACUCUAUGCUAUAGGAUUACUAUAGAGAGACUAACUUUCUAUAGAGACCUGUCCCACCUAACAAUGUUGAGUUUCUGAGUAUAUAACUUGUGUGUGAUUGUCACGUUCCUGACCUUGUCACGUUCCUGACCUUAUUUCCUUUAUUUUGUCUUUGUUUAGUUGGUCAGGACGUGAGCUGGGUGGGCAUUCUAUUCCAUACUACCCAUGCUUGUAUUAUGGGUUUAUAUCAAUUUCCUGGUUAUUCUAUAUAUGUUUCCCCCAUAAAUAAUGUCUUUCUAAUCCCCCUCAGGAAUUGAUAGAGUUAAAUUGAAUGGAAUGAUGGACUAAAGUCUCCUGUUAGAAUCUGUUACAGACCCUCUUAUGUCCAGUACCUGAUAAUCAGGUAUAUCAACCAGACCACAGGACUAAUGUCUCCUGUUAGAAUCUGUUACAGACUCUCUUAUGUCCAGUACCUGAUAAUCAGGUAUAUCAACCAGACCACAGGACUAAUGUCCAUUGGCUCCGUUCCAGCCAUUAUUGUGAGGCUCCUCCCCUCAGUUUCCUGUGAACAAGACUGAGUGAAAUGUUUAUAUUGUAGCUUCAACCUGUCAGCUUCUGUGAACAAGACUGAUUAAACCAUUUAUUGAAAUGUUUAUAUUUUAGCUUCAACCUAUUAGCUUCUGUGAACAAGACUGAUUAAACCAUUUAGUGAAAUGUUUAUAUUUUAGCUUCAUGUCAAUGUGCCAGUUUUUUAUUUGACUUUUUAAGUGUAUUUUUUUGCUCUGCUUUUUUAGUAUCACCUUGAUUAUAUACAGAGGGGUCAAAUUAUUGACACCCUUGUUAAAGAUUAGCAAUAAUGACUAUAUUAAAUAAAGUACUGACCUAUUGUAUGCUCAAAAUAAAUUGUAAAUUAUAUUAAUUUAAAAUAAUAUAAUUGCUCAAGAGAUUUUUUUGUUGUAAUGUAUUUUGUUGUAAAAAGUUAGGGGUCAAAAUGAUUGAUGGCCCAAAAUCUACAGGAGUGUGAUGAUGUCAUUGCUAUGAAUAUAGAACCAGAUACUGACCUUCUGACUAGUUUAUUAGACUCUUUAGGGGGGUCAAUCAUUUAGAAAAUAAAUACUACUUGUUAAACAAAAUAUUAUAAUCAGGUCAAUCGUAAUAGCAAUAAAAUAAUAUAAUUAACUCAUGUUGAUUAGGUGAUAAAGCUCAGUAUUUAAAUUAUUUAUUUAUACAGUCAUUAUUACCUUUAUCAAGGGUGUCAAUAAUUCCAGACCCCACUGUAUAUUAUAUAUUGAUGUAUAUUAUACAGUCAUUGUUAUCAUUAUCAAGGGUGUCAAUAAUUCCAGACCCACUGUAUAUUAUAGUCAUCUUUAUCAAGGGUGUCAAUAAUUCCAGACUCCAAUGUAUAUUAUAUAUUGAUGUAUAUUAUACAGUCAUUAUCUUUAUCAAGGGUGUCAAUAAUUCCAGACUCCACUGUAUAUUAUAUAUUGAUGUAUAUUAUACAGUCAUUACCUUUAUCAAGGGUGUCAAUAAUUCCAGACUCCACUGUAUAUUAUAUAUUGAUGUAUAUUAUACAGUCAUUACCUUUAUCAAGGGUGUCAAUAAUUCCAGACCCGCUGUAUGUUAUAUAUUGAUGUAUAUUAUACAGUCAUUACCUUUAUCAAGGGUGUCAAUAAUUCCAGACCCGCUGUAUGUUAUUUAUUGAUCAUGUAUUUACAGUUGAAUGGUAUUUUCCAUGUAUUGUUGAUUUCUUGAUUUUAAUAAACUGGGACAUCAUUGUGUGAGAA
This is a messenger RNA of Salvelinus fontinalis (brook trout), 2944 nucleotides long. RefSeq names its product butyrophilin subfamily 1 member A1-like. The transcript is spliced from 8 exons. The coding region runs from base 229 to 1074 and encodes 281 amino acids. NCBI's taxonomy places the organism in Eukaryota, Metazoa, Chordata, Actinopteri, Salmoniformes, Salmonidae. The record is from RefSeq and is a predicted model, not a curated record.